Messenger RNA from Spea bombifrons (plains spadefoot toad), 2235 nucleotides. RefSeq names its product UPF3B regulator of nonsense mediated mRNA decay (gene UPF3B). The record is from RefSeq and is a predicted model, not a curated record. Gene Ontology annotation, molecular function: mRNA binding. The coding region runs from base 113 to 1477 and encodes 454 amino acids. The transcript has 10 exons. Gene Ontology annotation, cellular component: cytoplasm; nucleolus. NCBI's taxonomy places the organism in Eukaryota, Metazoa, Chordata, Amphibia, Anura, Pelobatidae. Gene Ontology annotation, biological process: nuclear-transcribed mRNA catabolic process, nonsense-mediated decay; positive regulation of translation.
UGUGCUUCUGUCCAAUCAAAGAAUGGGACUGGGGAUUGCUGGGGAGAAGUAGAGCGCAGCAGUCACUUACUUCUGGUCACUUAACACUGUAUUCUACCUCCAAUACCGAGCCAUGAAGGAAGACAAAGAAAACACAAAACCCAAGGAGAGGAAAGGGGAACAGGGAUUAGGGGAGGACGGGGACAAGCUGGAGAAGGUGAAGGAGAAAAAGGAAGUCAUGAGCAAGGUAGUUAUCCGUCGAUUGCCUCCCAGUCUUACCAAAGAGCAGUUGGAGGAGCAUCUCCAGCCCCUACCGGACCAUGACUACUUUGAGUUUUUUGCCAAUGACUCUAGUUUUUAUCCUCAUACGUUCUCAAGGGCGUAUAUAAACUUUAAAAGUCAAGAUGACAUUGUGUUGUUCAGAGAUCGCUUCGAUGGAUAUGUUUUUAUUGAUCACCGAGGACAGGAAUAUCCUGCGAUAGUGGAAUUUGCACCUUUUCAAAAAGUAGCAAAAAAGAAAACCAAGAAGAAGGAUUCAAAGAUUGGAACUAUUGAAGAAGAUCCUGAAUACAGAAAAUUUCUGGAUUCUUACAAUGUGGAUGAAGAGAAACUUACAUCAACUCCGGAGACUCUACUGGAAGAAAUAGAAGCACGGAACAAAGAAAUGAUAGCCAAGAAGACAACACCACUGUUAAGCUUUCUGAAAAAUAAACAGCGCCUGCGAGACGAAAAACGUGAAGAAAGGAGGAGAAGAGAACUUGAACGGAAAAGACUACGUGAAGAGGAGAGGAGGAAGUGGAAAGAAGAAGAAAGAAGGAAAAGGAAAGAUGCAGAAAAACAAAAGAAGUUUGAAAAGGCUCCAGAGAAAGAGACUGAGAGGUCCAAGGAUGAACCAAAAAUCAAGCUUCUCAAGAAGCCUGAGAAAGAGGAUGAGAGAGAAACAGAAAAGAAGUUUAAGCCCAGAAAAAAUGAAAAGGAAAAUGUGAGAGAAGAGCGGGUCUCUACCGCAAAGAGAUCGGAUGGUGAAGCUGGGGAGGAAAAGUUGAAAAGAGGUGACGAUGAAUAUGUGAAGGAAUACAGAGAGAAAGAUUAUGAAAGAGAAAGACGACUCAGGGAAAAGGAAAAGAUGAGAUACCAUGAAGACGAUCGCCGUAAGCCAAGGGAACGUUACGAGAAAGACCGAUGUUUCCGGAGAAGAGAAGAUGAUUACAGGAAGGAAAGGGAGACUAUGAGAGACAGAGGACGGAAGCAAGAGGUUAUGGAUUGUUCGCACGGCGCAGAUAAAUCUGAGAGAGUAACACGUGAAGAAAAGAAGGAGGACAUGGCCAAAAGAGAUCGGAUUAGGAACAAGGACCGUCCAGCGAUGCAGUUAUAUCAACCAGGAGGAAGGAGUAGAAGCCGGCUUACUCAACCCGAAGAGAGUCCGGCUAAGUCUGCGGAUCAGACCACAGAGAAGAAGCAAGAGAGUGAGUCCAAUGUCACCCGAGAAGGAGAGUAAAAAAAAGCGAGACGGCUUGGUGCCCUGCCCAUCAUGAUAACCAAAGAACACAAUCUGCAAUCCAGAAGUGCCUUCGUAGAGGAGGAAUCGAGAACAGGCAGGAGGAGAAGUGUCAAAAGGAGAGCUUUGGGGCGUCAGUGGGGUAAUAGAGGAUGAUGUUUGGCUAAAACAAAAAAAAAUCUGCUGGAUUUGAGAAGACCAUGUGUGCGACUGGACAGUCUUUAGAGCUACAGCCAUCGUGGUGAGACAGAUGGAAAUUUCUAGUUUACAAUCUCAGUAUUGUGGCCUUAAUGAAACACAAGUCCUCCGUUCCUGUGUUGGCAGAGGGUUAUGACAGAAGAAUAUUUUUGAAUGUCCUUUUCAGCUUGAUCUUAACAAGGGCUGAAUACACAGAGGUAGCCCAGUAUUUCAGUUUUGCAGUGUAGAUGUUAAGAUGUUGGCUUUUUUGAUUCGUUUACCAUGCAAUCAAGAGGUGUUUUCCUAAGAAAGUAUAAACUCUGCUGUAAAGAUGUGAAAUAACUGUUGCAGUGUGUUUGGUUUGUGUUUUUUUUUGUUUUUUUUUUUUCUCCUAAUUAUUUUCUUAUAAAUCUUUAUUACUCACAUUAUGAGGUCUGCUUUGAGAUAAUCGCAAACCAUUGAUUGCUUAUUUUAUCAGAAUGCCUCCAUUAUAUAAAGAGUUGAUCGAUCUUCUUGAAUAAAACCUAAAUGUUUUCUUAACUUUUAUUUUCUAAGCUAAAAAAUAAAAGGAACUUUGGAAA